Messenger RNA from Fulvia fulva, 432 nucleotides. RefSeq lists its product as uncharacterized. The transcript has a single exon. The coding region runs from base 1 to 432 and encodes 143 amino acids. The record is from RefSeq and is a predicted model, not a curated record. Lineage: Eukaryota; Fungi; Ascomycota; Dothideomycetes; Mycosphaerellales; Mycosphaerellaceae.
AUGUCGCAACACGCCUGGACCACAGAGGCCAUCCAAGACGGGCUCAAAGUUGCGGAAAGAUACGCGGACAUCACAUGGUACAUCGCGUGUGCCCUCAGCUACCCUCUCUACAAGGCGAUCCGCCACUGUCUCUACGGAAGACACCCACCAAGACAAUCUCAUGCACCGCUGAUGGUAUUUUCCUCUCUGGUGGCCAUCACGGGCUACACCCUAGCAUUCGCCAUCGCAUCAGCAGGCCUGCGAUACACGAUCCCCAGCACCAACAUCGGCUUCACCAUCGUGCACCCAGUCCUCCCGAAUCAAUGUACCCCCGAGCUGUAUCAUCUCGAGCCAGAUUCUUGGCCUUGUAUCAGGGAUGGAGCUUUGGGGUAUGUUCAGCGAGUUAUGGGCCGACGUGGGUGGCAGCACAUCAGACAUUCCGAACCGAAAUAA